Paramecium tetraurelia is the source of this 1140-nucleotide messenger RNA. RefSeq lists its product as uncharacterized. NCBI's taxonomy places the organism in Eukaryota, Ciliophora, Oligohymenophorea, Peniculida, Parameciidae. The transcript is spliced from 2 exons. Gene Ontology annotation, biological process: protein phosphorylation. The record is from RefSeq and is a predicted model, not a curated record. Gene Ontology annotation, molecular function: protein serine/threonine kinase activity; ATP binding.
AUGGGAUUGGUUUGUUUUAAAGAGGGUCCACAAACAGUAAUUAGUGCUGAUCCCACAGAUCAAAAGGAUUUAGUGGAGGAUAACGAAGAAGUGAUUUCGUAAUUUCCUUAACAGGAUGAGGAUGGUGAAAAGAUUUCAUUAAGUCAUUUCAUAAUGCUAAGAAAUUUGGGAAAGGGUAGUUAUGGAAAAGUAAUGUUAGUUUAACACACAGUCUCGUUGAAAUUAUAUGCAAUGAAAGUGUUAAUCAAGAAAUCAGUUAAGACACUAACAUAGAAGAAACAUGUGCAAACAGAGAGGAAGGUUUUAGAAAUAACAAAUCACAAUUUCAUUACUAAAUUACAUUAUGCUUUUUAGAGUUAAACCAAAUUGUAUUUGAUAAUGGAAUUUGUUCCAGGAGGUGAGCUAUUUUACCACCUUAAAUUAUAAGGAAGAAUGACAGAGAAAAAGACGAAGUUUUAUGCUGCUGAAAUUUUAAUAGGAUUAGAUUACUUACAUAAACAAAAUAUCAUAUAUAGAGAUUUGAAACCAGAAAACAUAUUAUUAGAUUCAGAGGGACAUAUUAAAUUAUGCGAUUUUGGAUUAUCUAAAAUAUGUUAUGGAAAUGAUAUGUCUGCUAAAACUGUCUGUGGAACUAUUGAAUAUAUAGCACCAGAAGUAAUUAUAGGACAAGUGUAUUCAAAAUGUUGUGAUUGGUGGACUUAUGGAGCCUUAUUGUAUGAUUUGUUGACAGGCAAGCCACCUUUUUAUAGGUUAUCCAGAAAACAGAUCAUAGAAUAUGCAACAGAAAAGGAUAUUGAGAUUCCAUAGUAUUUAUCUGAGGAAGCUACGGAUUUGUUAAAGAAACUAUUAAAGAGAAAUCCACGAGAACGAUUGGGACUAAAGAGAGAUGCUCAAGAAAUCUAUGAGCACCCUUUUUUCAAGGAUGUAGACUUCAAAAAAAUUGGAAGAAAAGAGAUUGCACCUCCUGUUGAAAUGCAAAACGAAAGGCCAUUCAAAUUUUUUGAUUAAAAUCUGAUAAGAAAAUGCAGUGUCAAGGAUACACCAGUUAAUGAUUUUGGUAAGUUCUAGAAUUACUCUAAUUUUACGUACGAUUGUGACAAAUUGGCUAGUGAGUAUAAUUAACUAUUAAUAACUCAUUGA